Penicillium pulvis is the source of this 210-nucleotide messenger RNA. RefSeq lists its product as uncharacterized. Lineage: Eukaryota; Fungi; Ascomycota; Eurotiomycetes; Eurotiales; Aspergillaceae. The transcript is spliced from 2 exons. The record is from RefSeq and is a predicted model, not a curated record. The coding region runs from base 1 to 210 and encodes 69 amino acids.
AUGGGCUUCGGGUUGGAGAGAAAAGUGGCUCGAUUAACCGGAAUCCAUCUACCGCUGGGAUAUCUGAUUCAGAUCUGGGAUAUGGUGAUUGUGACACGUCGUGUCGGAAUUGGCGAUCUGACACGUCCUGGUAUCCACGUCUUGAAUCUGAGAAGCCAUGUCCCACUGAGCUUCAGCCCACAGUCGACAUUUGGUCAAAAGCUUGAAUAG